UUUCCCACCAGUGUGGGGCAGCACUGUGGAUUGAGUCCCUACUGCAUGUCAUGUCUCUACUGCAGUUUGGCGCACGAAGGCUUCUCUUCACGUGGCAACUUUUGUGGCUGCUGGCCCUGGCUGUUCCCAUUCCAGAGUUCACUGGAAACCCAGUCCAGUUGACUUCAGAGCCCUGGGUGCCAACCAAGCUCUGGUCUUGGCACCCCUCUGAUCAUCCACCUAAAUCCCCACAUACUCGAGCACCCAAGACAGACACAGGGGGCAUUGAGGAUCUGGGGUCCUCUGCUUCCACAGAAGUGUUGGUCCCACUUGAGGAGUUGACUGACAGUUUACUUCCGUUCCAGGAUCCCAGUACUUCUCGGGAGCCGAACCCAGAGCCUGAGGAGCUUGCUGUUUCACAUCAGGAUCUGACCAACAAGCUGAUACCAUCUGGGAAGCAGCCAAAGAACAUUUUAAUGCUAAAGGGGGAUCAAAUUCAGGCUCCCAUUGUGCCUUCACAGUUCAGAAGUACUCCCAGUCUAUCUGAGGCUACAGAUCAUCAAUUGUAUGAAGUAAUUGUUCCACCACUAGACAGCCGGAGUUCAAAAGCAACAAAGUUCACUGUUUCACCCAAGGAGUUGAAGAAAGAUCUAGCUCAGCAUAAGAAACUUGCUAAAGUGGUUGUUGGAAAACCUCAAAAAAUCAUGGAUGAUUAUUAUGAAGACCUGAAUAUGAAUGAAACUUAUUCUUACAGCCUUCCUCUGCAAUCCCAGGAGAGUGCAGAUGAAGCGCCAGAGCUCUUAGAACAGGUUGAACCUGACCAGUUGGAGACACAAGUUCGAAAUCCAGAGAAUCCCCUUCAGGAUGCUCCAGAUUAUUUCCCACAGCCCCCUGAGGAAGAUGAGCCUUUAAUCCCAGCUCACCGUCCUCUUCCUUCUGAGGAACGACCAGUGCAUCCUGAAAUAAAUGGUCCACCUCCAAAUAGAAAUGAAGCUCAGCACUCAAACUUGCGAAAUGUCACAGUGAAUCCUGUUGAUCUUGAGACAGUGACUUCAGAGGCAGAUACGGAGGCACAAGCUACUCUGAGCCAGCCACGGACCCUAGGGCAGUUUCCAGAGAGUUCUGAGUUGUUGGAACCUUCAUCAACCCAACACGAGGCCCCAGAUGAGAUUUUAGAGCUUCCUGAAGACCUUGAAAAUUCUGGUAGCCAGCUAGAAGCUCUGGCUCCGUCUACAAAGCUCCCUGAAGAAAUCAGUCUAGUUGAGCAAGAGGCUACAGUUCCAGUUCCAGAAUCCUCUAUGCAGAGUGUAGUUGAAACUCCACUAACCACAAUUCCACAUCCCAGUCAGGAUCAAGUUCUCCAUUAUACUUCGCCCAAGAUUACAGUCAAACCUGUAGAUGUGGCAGUUACAAUAACUUCUGAACCUGGAAAGGAGAUUGAGUCAUCUCCAUAUGAGGAAGAGACUCCAACUCAGACUCCAGGUCCUCUUGUCGGAGCUGAACCUUUCCCCAGCCAGCAGCAGCAGCCAGCUGAACCUUCUGGGUAUCCUGAGGAGGUUGAAUCUUCUGGAAUUGAUUUGGAAUCUCCAAUUCAGCCUCAAGAGAAUGCAGAGGAGGUGGGGCCCUUACCAACCCAGCAGGAAGAUCUGUCUCAACAUCUGGGCCCUGUGUUGGAGGAUGAAUCUUCUCCCAGUGAACUGGAGCAGCCAGUUCAACUUUCUGAGUCUCCUGAGGAGGUAGGAUCAGGUUCCGGAAACCAGCCUGAAGCCUCAGUUCAGCCUGCGGAGGUCCCUCCAGUCGAGCAGGAGGCUCUGCUUCAAACUUCAGAGUCUCCUAUUGAGAGUGUAGGUGAAACUUCACCAUUUCACCAAGUCCAGCCAGAUCAGAGUGAAGAGCACCAUUAUCAUUUGCCACAUGUUACGGUUAGACCUGUGGAUGUGGCCCUCACCAUAACUUCAGAGCCUACCAAGGAGACUGAACCUUCUCUUGCCCAGCAGGAAUCCCCAGUGCAUCCUUUGGAGUAUGCUGAUGAGAUGGAACCCUUUCUGAAUGGGGAGAAGCCUCCAGCUCAGGCUUCUGAGCCUCCUGAGGAGAGUCAGUUUCAAAGCCAGCUGGAGGUACCAGCUCCAGCCUUUGAGUAUGCUGAAGAGUUUAAACCUUCUGCAUCUGAUCAGGAACAAGCAGCUCAGUUUCCAGAGCAUCAUGAAGUGACAGUUUUACCCCCAGGUCGCUAUCAAGCUCAGCAUUCUAGCUUGUCAAAUGUGACUGGUCAACCUCCAGAUGUGGAGAUUACCAUCACAGAAAAACCGGUAGCUGAGAUGGGAACGUCUCCUGUGUACCAUGAGGCUACAGCAUCUCCUGAAGAGGUUGAAAUGCCAAAUGAACAGGAUAUUCUGUCUCAAUCCCCAGAACCUAUUUUGUAUCAUAAACCUCUAAGCCAACAAGAAGACACAGCUGGAAUAUCACAGAUCUCUGAGGAAGGACAACCCUUUCCAGACCAGCAGGAGGCUUCAGAACAGAUUAUAGAGCAGCCUAAUGAAGAGGUAGCUCAACCUCCAGAUUAUCAUGAAGUAACAGGUCCAUCCCUGGGUCAUGGUCAAGUUCAUCCUCCAGCAUCACACAAUGCCCCAACUCAGUAUCCAACCAUCCCAACAGAGGAGCAAAAUUUUCUAGUUGGUCAAGAGGUCCCAACCCAGCCUGAAGAACUUCCUGAGGAACCUGGUCCAGAACAGAUUAUAGAGCAGCCUAGUGAAGAGGUAGCUCAACUUCCGGCUCACCAUGAAUUAACAGGUCCAUCCCUGGGUCAUGGUCAAGUUCAUCCUCCAGCAUCACACAGUGUCCCAACUCAGUAUCCAGCCACCACAACAGAGGAUCAGCAUUCUUCAGUUGGUCAAGGGGUCCCAACCCAGCUUGAAGAACUUCCUGAGGAACCUUCUCUAAGUCAGCAGGUUAGCUCAGCUUGGCCUUCAAUGACAGAUACAUAUUUUUCACCUGCAGAUCUAGAGGCAAUGUUCAGAACUGAACAUUCAAAAUCAUAUAAAGCCACCAUUAAACAUGUGGGCCCAGCACUUACCAUAACUCGAAAGCCCUCUCUGGAGAUUGGAUCAGUUCCAUUUCCACAGGAGGACCUACUAGAGCCCAUAGAUUCUACUGAGCAAGGUAAAUUUUCACAAAUCCAGACUAGUGCCCUUUCAAAGCCUCCAUAUGUCUUCGAAACUGAAUCUCCAGCCUUCCAAGAGGCCAUAGCUCAGACAACAAAGGCGCAACCUAAAGAGGUGCACCUUUCUUCAGCUCAGCAGGAAGCCUCAGAACUGCCUCCAGGUCACAGUAUGGGAAUAAGACCUUCUUUACAUCAGCAAAUGGCCGCAGACCUCCAUGAGAAUCACGCUCCCAAACCACUGAAAAAUACUGUAACUCACAUUCCAACACACAAGAUGAUAGUUCCAAGGCCAGAUAAGGAUCGAGUAGAGUCUACAUCAUCACCUAAUGGGUCAUUUCGGACUUUGGACCUAGAAGUUACUGCAACUUCAGAAAUUAUUCCAGAGGCUGAGCAUUUACCGAAGAGGACUAUAAAUCCACAGACUAAUUUUCAAGGGGAAAUUUCACACCCAACUAAAACCACAGUUCAAUCUUUGGAUCUGGAACUUGCCAUAAAUCUACAACCUACUAGUAAGGACAAACUUUCUCAAACUAUUCAGGAGACCACAAAUCAGAUGAUGGGACCACAUAAAGAGGUUGUAGCUCAAGGUCCAGAAUAUAAUGAGAUGACAAUUCCAACACCAACUGAGAAUCAAGCUGAGUAUCUAGUAUCACCCACUGCCUCAUUUCAGUCCUUAGACCUAGAACUCACCAUAAGUUCAGAGCCUACCAGAAAGCCUCACCAUCCUACAACACCCCCUAAAACAGAGCACUCUAUGGUGAUACAUCCAGAGCAUGUUCAUAUUCAACAUCCAAACCCAACUAAAGCUACAGUUCAAACUUUAGAUCUGGAACUUGCCAUAACUCCUCAACCUAUUGUUGAGGGAGAAUUUUCUCUUAGUAUGCAAGAGAACAUAACUCAGAUUACAGAGCCACCCGAAGAGGCUGUAGCUCCAGCCCCAGUGUAUCAAGAGGUCACAGUUCCAACACCAGGUCAGGCUCAAGCUGAGUAUCUAGUUUCACCCAAUGCCACAUUUCAGCCCUUGGACCUGUUACUCACCAUAACUUCAGAGCCUACUAGAGAGACUCACCAUCCUACAAUUCCAAAGCAGACAGUAAUAGUUCAUCCUCCAAAGCGCCCUCUGGUGAUACAUCCAGAACAGGUUCACACUCAGCAUCCAAACCCAAAUAAAGCUACAGUUCAAACUUUGGAUCUGGAACUUACCUUAGCUCCACAACUUAUUACUGAGGGAGAACUUUCUCAAAGUGUGCAAGGGACCACAACUCAGAUUACAGAACCACCUGAAGAGGCUGUAGCUCCAGCUCCAGUGUAUCAGGAGGUGACAGUUCCAACACCAGGUCAGGCUCAAGCUGAGUAUCUGGUUUCACCCAAUACCACGUUUCUGCCCUUGGACCCGUUACUCACCAUAACUUCAGGUACUAGAGUGGUCCACCAUCCUUUCAUUCCAAACCAGAAUAUAAUAGUUGUUUCUCCAAAGCACACACUGGCGAUGCAUCCAGAAUACAUUCACACUCGGCACCCAAACACAGCUGAAAUCACAGUUCAACCUUUGGAUAUGGAACCUACCAAAACUCCACAACCUACUCUUGAGGGAAAACUUUCUCAAACUAUGCCAGAGAGCACAAUUUAUCUUACAGAACCACCUAGAGAGAUUGUGGCUCCAGCCUCAGUGUAUCAGGAGGUGACAGUUCCAGCACCAAUUAAGGAUCAAGCUGAGUCUCCAACAGCACCUAUUGUCUCAUUUCAGCCCUUAGACCUGGAACUCACCAUAACUUCAGAGCCUACCAGAGAGCCUCACCAUCCUACAACUCCAAAGCAGACAAUAAUAGUUCAUCUUCCAAAGCGCCCUCUUGUGAAACAUCCAGAACAUGUUCAUGUUCAGCACCAGAAGCCAACUCAAGUCACAGUUCAACCUCUGGAUCUGGAACUUACUGUAUCCCAUCAAACUACUGCUGAGGAAAAACUUCCUCAAACUGUACAGAAGAGCACAACUCAAUUUACAAAACCACCUAAAGAAGUGACAGUUCCAGCACCAGGUCAAGCUCAAGUUGAGGGCUCAACAUCUCUUGUAUCAUUUCAGCCUUUGGAUCUGGGACUCACCAUAAGUUCAAAGCCUACAAGAGAGGCUCACCAUCCUACAACUCCAAAGCGCCCUCUGGUGAUACAUCCAGAACAUGUUCACACUCAGCAUCCAAACCCAGCUGAGUUCACAAUUAAAUCUUUAGAUCUGGAACUUACCAUAGCUCCACAGCUGACUGCUGAGGGAGAACUUUAUGAAAGUAUGCAAGAGACUACAACUUAUCUUACAGAACCACCUAAAGAGGCUGUAGGUCCAGCGCUAGAGUAUCAGGAGGCAACAGCUCCAACACCAACUCAGAAUCAAGUUGAGUAUCCAACCUUACCCAGUGUCUCAUUUCAGCCCUUGGAGCUUGAACUCACCUUAAGUUCAGAACCUGCUAUAGAGACUCCCUACUUUAUAACCUCCAAGAAGAUUGUAAGAGUUCAUCCUCCAAAGCACCCUCUGGUGAUACAUCCAGAACAAGUUCAUACUCAGCCUCCAAACCCAGCUGAAGUAACAGUUAAACCUUUGGAUCUGGAACUUACCUUAGCUCCACAGCUUACUGCUAAGGGAGAACUUUCUCAAAGCAUGCAAGAAAGCAUAACUCAGAUUACAGAACCUCCUAGACAGGUUGUUGUAGCUGAGUAUCCAGUUUCACCCAGUGUCACAUUUCAGCCCACAGACCUGGAACUCAUAACUUCAGAGCCUACUAGAGAGUCUCACCAUCCUACAACUCUAGAGGAGACUACAGUUCCUCCUCCAGAGUACCCUCUGGUGAUAUAUUCAGAGCCUUUUCACAAUAAGCAUUCAAAUCCACCUAAAGUCACUGUUCAGCCUUUGGAUCUAAAACGUACUGUAACUCAUCAACCUACUAAUGAGGGAGAACUUUCUCAAAGUAUGGAAGAGGGCACCAAACCACCUAAAGAGGGUAUAGCUCUAGCCCCAGAAUUUCAAGAGGUGACAGUUCCCAUACCAAUUCAGGGUCAAGCUGAGUAUCCAACACCAGCCAGGAUCUCAUUUCAGUCUCUGGACCAGGAACUCACCAUAUCUGCUCAGCCUCCUGCAGGGACUCACUAUCCUCUAGCUCUGGAGCAGACUACAGUUCAUCAUUCAGGUCACAAUGUGCUGCUAAACCCAGAACUUGUCGUUCCUAUUACAAGAACUCUAACUGAAGUCAUAGUUGAACCUGAUGAUUAUAUCCCAUCUACGGUAGGAAACAUUACUGAAAAUUUGCAGAGGACCACAGCUAAGGUUACAAAACCACCUAAAAAGGUUGUAGCUCAAACUCUAGGAUAUGCAGAAGGUGAGGUUCCAGCUCUAAUUCAGGAUCAGGCUGAGUAUCUAACACCACCAUAUCAGCCAUUAGACAUGGAACCCACUGUAACUUCAGAGUCUACUAGAGAGGCUCAUCAUUCUGCAAUUCUCAGUGAGACUAAAGGUCGUCUUCCAAUGAAUUCUCAAGUGACACUUCUAGAACAGGGUCACAUUCAGCAUCCAAGCACAACUGAAAUCCCGGUUCAUCCUUUAGAUUUGGAAGCUGCCAUAACUCAUCAACCUACUACUAGGGAAGGACUCUUUGAAACUGUGCAAAAGACCUUCUCUCAGCCUGCACAGCUACAUGAGGGGCUUGGUACCAAAGCGCCAGUGUUUGAUGAUAGUAAAGAUACAAUGCCAGGUCAUCCCAUUCAGCAUACGAUGUCACACAAAGUCCCAGUUAAACAUCUUGAUGUAGAGCAUGCUACUACUGAAGUAUCUAAGAUAGAGGGUGAACUUUCUGAAGCCCCAGAGAAUAUUACUAUUCCUCCUCCAAAUAACCCUGAAGAGACACUCCCACCUUCUGACAAGAUUCAACCUCCAAACAUAACUCACUAUUUACACUCAGAAUUUUCGGUUACUCGACAACCUAAUACAAUGGUUAAACGUUCUGCUCGUAUGAAGGACACCCCAGCUCAGACUUCAGAGAUACCUAUGGAGACUGUAGCUCAAUCUCUAGAGCAUUAUGAGAUAACACCUCUAACUUCAGUUCAUGUUGAAACUCAACAUUCAUAUUCAUCAGCUAUAGAGCCUGAGCAUUCGGAAGUCCUAGAGUCUGCGCAUCCUGAAGUCCCAGGGACUACAUCUUACCUAGAGUCUGCUCAUUCUGAAGUCCCAGACACUAUAUUUUAUCCAGAACCUUCACAUUCUGAAGUUGCAGAGACUACAUUUUAUACAGAGUCUGCCCGUUCUGAAGUCCCAAAGACUACAGCUGCUCCUACAGAGCCUUUGGAUUGUAGAGUCUCCAACACUGCAGCUGUUUCUCCAGAGUCUGCCCAUUCUGAAGUCCCAGCUACUACAGCUGCUCCUACAGAGGAUGCAGAUUGUAGAGUCGCAACAAUUAUCGCUGUGUUUUCAGAGUCUCUACAUUCUGAAAUCCCAACAACUACAGCUGCUUCUAAAGAGGCUGCAGAUGUUGGAGUCUCAACAAUUGCAGCUGUUUCUCCAGAGGUUGCACAUCUUAAAGUCCCAACAACUACAGCUGCUACUCCAAAGUCCCCUGAAAUGACACCUCUACCUCCAGAUCUGGCUGAGAAACAGUAUCCACGCCCAGCUGAAGUCACAGUUACAUUUUCCAAAGUGAAACUUACCUCAACUCCAUAUCCUGAAAGUUCUAGUACAGAACAAGAUUUAGCUAUGGAACAAAAUGCCUACUUGUACACCGACAUCUGUGACUUCUGCUUGUGUGAAAAUGAGACACUGUUGUGCAUUCAUCUCAGCCCAGUGCGGAGACUCCAGCAAGUGCCUGUGCCAAAGCCCGACACCUACAAUGACACUUUUGCUAUCUUGAAUUUCCAAGGAAAUGAUAUUUCUUACAUUGACAAAAAUGUUUGGAAAGCAUACCGUUGGGCUGAGAAACUAAUUAUCAGUGAAAAUCACCUGACUGAAUUACAUAAGGAUACAUUUGAAGGCCUGCUGUCCCUCCAGGUUUUGGAUUUAUCCUGCAAUAAAAUACGCUAUAUUGAAAGAGGGACAUUUGAAUCAUUACCUUUUUUGAAGUAUAUGAACCUUGGGUGCAAUUUACUCACUGAACUGAGCUUUGGAACAUUUCAAGCAUGGCAUGGAAUGCAGUUUUUACAGAAGUUGAUUCUCAGCCGUAAUCCUCUCACAAUUGUUGAAGAUCCCUACUUUUUUAAAUUGCCAGCAGUAAAAUAUCUAGACCUGGGAACAACGCAAGUGCAACUGACGACGCUUGAGAACAUCCUCAUGAUGACUCUGCAGUUGGAACAUCUGAUCUUACCUAAACACAUGGUCUGCUGCCUCUGCAAAUAUAAAACUGAUAUUGAGAUUGUCUGCAAGACAGUCAAAGUGCAUUGUCAUAGUGGAUGUCUGAUAAACACCACACAUUGUCUUGAAGAAGCAUCUAUAGGGAACCCAGAAGGACCUUUCAUGAAGGUGUUGCAGACCCGGAAGGAGAACACCACCAUGGAACUCAUUAUUGAACCAGAGAAGGGCUAUUCAGACAAAGAAAAUGCCAAUUACUCCAGCUCCAUGGAAGAAGAGAUCAACUUUAGUGAUGAAAAUGAUGUUAUGAGUGCACUAAAUUACAUAUUGCCAUAUUUCUCUGAGGGAAAUCUGGAAGAUGUAGUAUCAACAAUGUUACCAUACAUUAAACUGCUGUUUUCUCAUGAACAAGAUUCAGAUAAUUCCUUGGGAUCUGUGCAGAAUGAUACAGAAAGUCUUCCUCUUAAAAAUGAAUCCGAGUCCGGUAACUUCACUUACAAAAAUAAAUUGAAUAAACUUUAUUUUCUAGAAAAUUUGUUAGAUGCAGAAAUUAAUGAGGUUAAAAAGGAAGGGAAAACUGUUGUACAGAAGGAGAAGUAUAAUAAUUUAGGUAAAAAAUUUAAGCGAGAAAUAUUUGAAAAGAGAUGGGAACCUGCCCAGGCAGAGGAAAGCAGUCUUGAGAUUGAGAAGGCAGAGAAAAGGCUCCACAGGAUGAACAGAGUGCUCAAGGGGACAGGAAGCAUACAGAAAAGGCAUUUCAAGGACGUGAGUGCCAAGAGCCUGUGGAGCAAGCAGAGUGACCACGCACCUGUGGAGAACAUCGCCAAAGACGGGCAGCUCAGGAGCCCACCCACAACAGAGCUGCAGCAGCUCCAUCUGGGGCAGAAGCCCAGGAAGUCAGUGGGAAGUUCCUUCCACUCAGAGCCCUUGCUCCCAAAGGAACACAGGGAGGCAGUGUCUUCUUCCCCAGAACCGUCCCUGGUGGACGAGGCUCCCACUACAAAGUCUCUACCUGAGUUUAUAGACAGACGAAAAGACUUGUCUUACACCAUUUAUGUUUUAGAAAGUGCAAAUGCCAAUGUGAAAAGAACGAAGGGGUCUAAUCCUAAUUUACAGUCUGAAGAGAGACAUCGAAACCUUAGGAAGAAAAAAUCUCAUUUCCAGUUGAUUGCAAAGAAACCAGCAUCCUCUGUAGUGAGGAGCCUGGUAAAUUCCCCUGCUGGAGGGGUCUUUUCAUCUUUAGGAGACCUGAGUUAUACAGAAAAGCCUAUUUCAGAAGUAUAUGCUGCUUUAGAACCUUCUACAGAAAAACCGCUCGAAGAAAAUCAGGCUGCAACAGAUAAUACUGAAGAAAACAUCCUCGAACCAACCGCCAUGAUGCCUGAAGAAGCUGCAUCAGAAAACGUACCCUCUGAGAAUCCUGUUGUAUAUUCUAAUGUGCCUACAUCCUAUGUAAUUCCAACAGUUAAGCAAAUCAGUGAGCCACAUUUAGAAUUCAUCUUGGGGUCUCAGAAACAUUCCCAUUUCAAAGAAUAUGAGUACCCAUUGGUGAUGUCACCAGGUGAACACUUUGAAUCUCAUCUAAACAAGCAGCUGCAGCCCCUCAUCCCCAACAAUGACGUGAGGAAGCUUAUUUCUCAUGUUAUCAGGACUUUGAAGAUGGACUGCACUGACACCGAAGUGCAACUGUCCUGUGCCAAGCUCAUCUCCAGAACAGGGCUCCUGAUGAAGCUUCUCAGUGAGCAACAAGAAUUCAAGUUUUCCAGGACCGAAUGGGAUACAGAGCAGUGGAAAAAUGAGAACUACCUCAAUGAGACCUCAGAAUCCCACCUGGAACCAAGUCAGCGUGCAAAACAAGUUCCAGGAUUCAGCUAUAACAACAAAGUCAUCUUGGCAGUAUCUGUAACUGGAGUCGUGACAGUUUUGAUUAUCAUUUUCUGUCUCAUUGAGGUUUAUUCACACAGAACAAAAGAGGGAGAUGAAGAAAAGUCCACAGGGAGUAAGAAAUCCUACAAGGACAGUAAGAGUCAGGAAGGAUUUGCCUGGUUAAGGUGGCCACAGUGGCUUACAAAUAUAUUCAAAUGUGACACAGAGAAGAAAAGCGGGACUGAGGAUCUGCAGUCCAAGGAGUUCUCCACAGAGGAGGAGAUCACCAUUCAUGACAUAUCUUGGGGGACCAAGGAAGAAAUCACACCCGUCCCAAAAUCGUCAGCCACUGAAGCAGAAGAGAGUGAAGGAGCCGAGGAUGCUGAAGUUACAGAAUGAUCUGCUAUCCUUUAUUAAUAAAUUAUUUUUUGUAGA
This is a messenger RNA of Peromyscus eremicus (cactus mouse), 10757 nucleotides long. RefSeq names its product mucin-2-like. The transcript has 14 exons. The record is from RefSeq and is a predicted model, not a curated record. The coding region runs from base 51 to 10721 and encodes 3556 amino acids. NCBI's taxonomy places the organism in Eukaryota, Metazoa, Chordata, Mammalia, Rodentia, Cricetidae. Gene Ontology annotation, molecular function: protein binding.